Salvelinus sp. IW2-2015 is the source of this 1829-nucleotide messenger RNA. NCBI's taxonomy places the organism in Eukaryota, Metazoa, Chordata, Actinopteri, Salmoniformes, Salmonidae. The record is from RefSeq and is a predicted model, not a curated record.
AGAGUGUGUGAGGAGCGAGAAGUCACUGUGAUUCCGCCAAACAGUGAAGUUUCCUCCAGCUCUGCUCUGCUCUACCUAGUACCUGAGGCCCUGUGUGUGUCCAGCAUGAGUAACAUAUACGAGUCUGCAGAGGCGACCCUCGGCCUGUGCAACUCUUCCUGUCUGACCAAGGUUGAGCUGAGAGUGGCUUGUCAAGGGAUCUCAGACCGAGAUGCCCUUUCUAAACCUGACCCCUGUGUUGUCCUCAAGAUGCAGUCACACGGACAGUGGUUUGAGGUGGACCGGACAGAGGUGAUCCGUAGCAGUAUCAGUCCAGUGUUCUCUAAGGUGUUCCUGGUUGACUUCUUUGAGGAGGUGCAGCGUCUUCGCUAUGAGCUACAUGAUAUCAGUCCCGCUCACAACGGACUCAGAGACACAGACUGCCUCGGAGCUAUGGAGUGCACAUUGGGACAGAUCGUGUCCCAGAGGAAACUGUCCAAAGCGCUACUUAAGCAGGGAAACGCUACCAGCAAGUCCUCGAUCACGGUAACAUCAGAGGAGUUGUCAGGUAAUGAUGACUACGUAGAACUAUCCUUCAGAGCUCGGAAACUAGACGACAAGGAUUUCUUCAGUAAAUCAGAUCCAUUUUUGGAAAUCUUCAGAAUGAAUGAUGAUGGCAGUGGAUCACUUGUUCACAGAACUGAGACGGUGAUGAAUGACCUCAGCCCGGUGUGGAAGUCAUUCAAGGUCUCUCUUAACACACUGUGUAGUGGAGACCACGACCGCCAACUAAAGGUAAGAUCCCAACAUGCAAUGGACUGUAUAAACCCCAAGUACCAACUGAAGAAGAAGAACUACAGAAACUCUGGCGUCAUCGUCCUCAACCACUUUUACCUCAGUAUGAAUGGUCACCAUAGCGACUUGGUUAUACAACCUUUACAUUGUGUGCGUGUGUGCGUGACUGUGUGUGUGUCCCAGGUGGCCAUAGACUUUACAGCGUCAAACGGAGACCCAAAAAACAGUUGUUCUCUCCACUACAUCCAUCCAUACCAGCCCAAUGAAUACCUGAAAGCCCUGGUGGCUGUGGGAGAAAUCUGUCAAGACUAUGACAGUUUGGGUUUGGAGGUCAGAUCCCACCUGACUUCAAGGUCUCACACGAUUUUGCCGUGAACUUUGAUGAAGACAAUCCAGAAUGUUCUGGUAUCCAGGGUGUAGUGGAGGCCUACCAGGGCUGUCUUCCUAAGAUCCAGCUGUACGGACCGACCAACAUCGCUCCCAUCAUACAGAAAGUUGCUUCUUCUGCCUCAGAGGAGAUGCACACCAAGGAAGCUAUGGAGUAUUUCAUCCUGUUGAUCCUAACAGAUGGAGUGAUAACAGACAUGGCUGACACUAGAGAAGCUAUAGUCCAUGCUUCCCACCUACCCAUGUCUGUCAUCAUAGUAGGGUGGGAAACGCUGACUUCAGUGACAUUGCAGAUGUUGGACGGAGACGAUGGAAUACUCAGGUCCCCAAAAGGAGAGCCUGUUCUCAGAGACAUUGUCCAGUUCGUUCCCUUUAAAGACUUCAAACAUGCGCAGAAAAUCAAAGAAAUUACGUCACAGGCUCACAGCAGAACAGAUGGAGAAAGAGAAAGAACCAGGAGAGGAGUUGAAGAGGUGAUUUUCUGCUCUUGUAGUUUCCUUUCAGAGAGGAUCAGAAAGACUAAGACCCUGAGAGACCUCUGGUACUUCGGAGUCUCCGUCACACGGUUACUGGCGGACGCGGAGGACCCUGACCCCAACGCAGUGCUGUGUUUUGCUGAAGGCAUCCAGCAGAUGCAUCCCAGAUCCUCACAGCCAUUGUCAUUCUGA